Molecule: messenger RNA, 534 nt
Organism: Emiliania huxleyi CCMP1516
Lineage: Eukaryota; Haptophyta; Isochrysidales; Noelaerhabdaceae
Exons: 2
Coding region: 1-534 (177 amino acids)
Source: RefSeq, a predicted model, not a curated record
AUGCCGUCGCCGGACACGGCGGCGAGGCACACGGGCGCCGGCGUGGCGCGUCGGCAGGCGCACCACGAGCGGAUGCGUGACGAGCGCGCUCGGGAGGCGGCCGCGGGCAACGCGGAGCUUCCGCCGGAGGACGACGCGGUCGAGAUGGCGAGCGCCGCCCAGCUGCUGGACAGCGUGCGCAGGGCGACCCUCCAUCAAGUGGCCGACCACGCCGUCGAGCCGCUCGCGGUGGGCGCGGCCGCAUCGCUAGGCGAGAGCUUCCGGGAGACGUACUGGGCGUGGUACAAUCUCUCGGCACGGGCCGCGAUCGGCAACGCGGCGUACGCGGCCGGGGCGGCGGCGACAGCCGAGGCCAGCGCGAGCGAGGCGGCAGACGCGCCCCUGCUGGGCGCGGCCGUCGACGAGCUCGCGCUCGACGACGAGACGGUCGCCGAGGCGAUCGCGGCGGUAGACGGAGGCGACGGAGUGCCGGGCUGCGGCGAUGAUGCCGAUGAAGACGCGGGCGAUGACCGCGGUGCGUCGCAAGAGGUUUGA